Aspergillus wentii DTO 134E9 is the source of this 583-nucleotide messenger RNA. RefSeq lists its product as uncharacterized. The record is from RefSeq and is a predicted model, not a curated record. The coding region runs from base 214 to 546 and encodes 110 amino acids. The transcript has a single exon. NCBI's taxonomy places the organism in Eukaryota, Fungi, Ascomycota, Eurotiomycetes, Eurotiales, Aspergillaceae.
CAGCGAAUAACAUCGAAUAGCAUCGCCUGUGCUCUGGUAUGGCUCUGUGUGGUUCGGGUCAGAGCCAAGGCGCAGACUUUGGCUGUAUGGCAGAAAGAGACCACUUUGGUCACCAUCAUCGAUACCAGGCAGUCUGUAUUCCCAGACGUGAUACCCUCAGAUUACCUCGGAAAUGGCGUUGUAUUUGCCUCGAUAUCAUACCCAUUACCCCUGAUGGUAGAUGACAUCGCCUUGAUCCCUGAUCUAGCACGUCGUCUACAACAAACACAUCAGGAAGCCGACACACAGUACGCAAAGGCCAUUGUCGCACAGGUCAAUGCCAGUUCCGACUGGGCCUCCUUUGUAUCUCAACAUCCGGAGAUAGCCAUUAGUAACACGACUUGCAUUUCGGGCCAGACUUGGGCUUCGUUGAUCGCUUCGAGUUACACAACCACCGGCUCAGCGGGGGUUGUUGGAUUCUGCCGGCUCGUCCUGCUGAGACAGCUUGGGAAUUGUGCCCUGCAUUGGAAGGAGAGGAGUUUAAAUGUCUUGAAGCGGAUGGUUUGAUUCGGUGGAUAUCCGGGAGAGAGUCGGGAGAUACCAA